Erpetoichthys calabaricus (reedfish) is the source of this 6111-nucleotide messenger RNA. RefSeq lists its product as uncharacterized. Lineage: Eukaryota; Metazoa; Chordata; Cladistia; Polypteriformes; Polypteridae. The record is from RefSeq and is a predicted model, not a curated record. The coding region runs from base 89 to 2446 and encodes 785 amino acids. The transcript has 9 exons.
ACGGAAGGCGCUGUUUAGCUGGCAGGAUCAAGAACGCGUCGCGCAGUUCUGUUCGAAUGGCUAAGGCGACUGUGAAGUGGAAGUGAGAAUGGUGGACGCGGCUGUUGGGCGGCGGUGGAUUUUCUACAGCUGGUGUUGGGGCAUCUUUGUCAUCUUGACGUCCGCCACUGAGAGCCGUACAUCUGACGUCACACAGCGGCAUGUCCUCGUGUCCAACAACAUCAGCCUUCCAUGUCUGGUGCCCGUUUCCAGUCUGGGCGAUCUGGGUGAUGUGAGUGUGCUGUGGACGAUCUCUGACACCAAAGGCGUGAGGCUGCUUUAUAACGUCACCGCCGGGACUGGCACAUCCCAUCGAGCUGGCGCACAUGUAUCCCUGGAGAGGCUGAGUUUGGGCGAUGCAUCUCUUGUCAUCCCACAAGUGCAGCUUGGAGAUAAAGGCAUCUAUACUUGUGCAGUAUACAGCGCCUUUUCAAACUUCACGGCACAAGUUGAGCUUUUAGUGUCAGCUCGGCCCACCAUUCAAGUCCAGCCAAGUCAAGCAGAAGUGACCCUCGGCAAUGAGAAAACGUUCAUCUGCAAAGUGGGAGGAUUUGGAUUCUACCCUAAGCAUGUCAAGAUCACAUGGUGGAAGGUCAGCGGCAAUCCAGCAGAAGAGACGGCCGUCACCACAAAUGUCUGCAUUGGGAGCCCGAAUUUAAACAGCGGAGGCUCCUAUGACAUCAGCAGCUUCCUUCUGCUGAAUCCCAGCCUAGAAGACAAUGCGACCUUCUAUAAAUGUGUCGUGCAUCACCCGACGUUCACCGAGCCACUCUCCCAGCAGUCCCAGCUGUUUGUAAAAGAACCUGAAAAGCAAUUCAGUGGCUUCCUGGUGAUUGUGAUUGUGAUGCUAGCGGCAUUUCUGAUUAUCCUGCUUGUCUAUCUGCUAUUAUUUAAAAGAGUGCCACCUCGAGUGACAGAGCUAAGUCUGAAGGGCCCACUGAAGCACAAAGAGAAAUCCACUUUCCAGUGCCUGGUAUCUGACUUCCAUCCUAAACAUAUUGCCAUAAAGCUGUUCCUCCAACGGAAAGAUCAGGAGAAGCACAUGAUUCUCAACUGGAAUAACAGGAGGCCUUUCAACAAGUCUGCCUUUAAAGAAUUCCUCCAAGAGGUUUGCUUUUCCAAUCCGAAAAACCAGGAUGAAUGCUGCAUUCCCAUAAACUCUGUGCCAGACGUCAGAGACCUGUGCCACUCGUUUUCAGCGGAGAUCAGCAAGGAGGGGCAGGAUGACGGUACUCUGAUGCUGCAGGUAUCUGCGUUUCCAGAUAUUAGCACUGACCAGGAUGUCAAGCUCUUGCUGGAUAUCGAGCAUCCUGCACUGCGAAACCCACUUCAGAAGAACUUCACCCUGCAUAUUGUUGGAGAGAAGCCCAGACUGAAUGAAAUUUUGGCUCCACCCAUUGUGUGUCACGGCGACCUUGUGGCUCUGACCUGCCCAGUAUCGGGGUUUAAGCCCCGACCUUUGAGCAUCACGUGGUUUAAACGGGACAGGAAUGGAGAGAUGUGGAGGGUUGGGGGCACAGACGAGCACCUGGGUGCAGAAAAUGGCACAAUACUUGUAAAACAGAGUGUCAGCUGCUGGCAUAGUAUCAGCGAGGGGCAGUGCAGCGAAGACUUCACGUACAACAUCAUGAGCAUCCUGACGUUUGUGCCCUCAUUACAAGAAGAUCUCGAGUCCACGUACAUCUGCGAAGUAUACCACCAUGCCACCCAGUCCACGCAGAGGCGCAGCAAAGUUUUACACGUGAAAGCCUCACCUCAGUUGGACAACAUUCAGCUAAUGCAGGAAAACCCACAGGCCGAUGUCCCCAUGACUCUGCAGUGCCGAAUUCACUCGUACUUCCCACAAGACACCCUUGAGGUGGUUUGGUAUGUCGACGGGAAAGAAGUGAAAGCUGGCGUGACUGUUAGCGACACCGGACAGGCAGAUAACAGUCUGUACCACUGCACGAGCCUCAUCAAGCUGACGCCAACCUGGAAAGAUGUGGGCAAGCAGUUCAAAUGCGAAGUCCGGCACGAUGGUCUGGCACAGUCCACGUUCAAGGAAUGGACUUUGACCAAGCUGACUUCAUUGCCAAAAGUUGACAAAAUAAUUUGUGAGCCUAAAGUGCCAGUGUUUGGUCAACCGGUGACGAUGUCCUGCACCAUAAGGGACUUCUACCCCAAGGAUUGCUCUGUGGUGUGGGUCAAAGGUUUUGAAAUAAUGAGUGACGGGACGGAGACCGAGGAGCCAGAGGCAGACAAAGAAACAAAACUUUACAGGUGCAAGACCAGACACACCUUCAUCCCCACCCGUGACGACCUUGGCUGUGAGUUAACUGUGGAGAUGAUACAUCAGGGAAUUACACUGCGGCCGCCCAAAGAUUUGUCUCUCAUGCUUACUGAAGGGGAUGUGCAUUGCGGAAGAUGAGCCCAUCUGAAGAUGGCUUCUCGAUGAGAUGCGUGAGUACAAAGAUGGGAUGAGUGGCGGCCUGCUGCACUUCGCUUCCGAGCAGUUGAGGACGUGUUGGUCGGCGCCAAGCAGAGACUUGUUUUUCUGACAGCUUAGUCCAUCUCACUGGCUUCUGGGUGGAUUUCUUGUUAAAAGUCGGAUUUUAAAAAUAAUGGCAACAUUUUCGACUGUAACUACACUGGGGUCAGGAUCUUGACGCUGGACUUUCUGCUGGGUGACUUCCAUGCAUUGGUGAAAAGACCGCUGAUUACUGACUGCGUCUUUAAAACACAACCUGAACUCCGAGGAGCCGUCGAGCCCGUCUCAGUCUGGUGUUCAGGUUUGUCUUUGUGUUGAUGGAAUGAUUUUUCUCCCAGAUUUUCUAUUUCUAUGCUGAUCAACUGUGAUUAAAAUAUCUAAACACAAUAUAUCAAUUUAUAUAUAUUGUACAGACAUUUUAUUGUUUGAAAAUAAGAUCUGGAAUUGCUUUGUCAAGGCCUGUUGAGGACAUUUGAACCUUUCUAGCUGUAACCCACACACUUUACGAUACAAACCAUUAAGACCCACCCAACCCACUUCAAAGACCCUACUAGUGUCGUUUCUGCGAGGCGUUCAUCUCAAUAUGAGGGAAAAAUUCUGAAAAAAAAAAAAAUUGAAUCAAGAGUCUCAAAACUCUUUAAGCACAGGCCUGCAAGAGCUCCAUGGGUUCAGGCCACUCCAUGAAAUACCCACAAGAGAGUGGAAACUGGUGGCACAGCGGUUAGGGCAUUGGACUUCAAACCCUGCUGUUGUGGUUUCAAAUCCCAACACUGACACUGUGUGACCUUGAGCAAGUCACUUCACCUGCCUGUGCUCCAAUCGGAAAACCAAAAGAAAUUAAACCAAUUGCAUCUUAAAUUUUGUAAGUCGCUUUGGAUAAAAACGUUGGUCAAGUAAAUAAAUGUAAAUGAUCCGCUAUACCGGAUAUUAUUUGUCUGGCACUUUGGAUUUUUCUGGUAUGCUGAUAUUUAGUGUGAAUAAGCUUAAAGGUAAAAACCCAUCCCAUCACCAAAUGUGCAAAACCAAACAAGAAAUUUGAUUUUUCUUUUAGUUUACUUGUGCCUUUAAGUUAAAGCCUUCGUGCCUGAACUUGUAUGUGAACCCAUCUUGUAAGAGUAUUACCCAGAGUGCUGUGCGGUUCAGCCUGAUCGACAGGUUGAUGCUUGCACUGUGAGUUUGACAAUGGCGGUGUGCUCAAGUCCAGUGAUUUGAAACGGGGAGAGAGGAUGAUGAUGAUGGUGUAAGCAAGUCAGAAAGAGGCUGCACUUUUAUUGAUACCAGCAGAGUAGCAGAGCGUUAACAAGUGUUGUGAAAGACAAUAAAUCUGUACUGUAUUUUUCAGAAAAUUUCAGUUUCAAAACUUUAUAUAAAUUCAUUAUAUCAACAUUUAUGAAAGACUUAGAGUUUUCAGUUGUGCCACUUUUGGCCCACUGCUAAGUGCCAAGGAUUGGAUGUGAAGAGGCUUAGCUCUUUACAUGGCCCAAGAAUGCGUCUCCUGACACCCCAGUCACUUCAGGUCUGACGUUUUAGAUGACAUAUUUAGAGUUAUCAAGGCCAGCUAUCAGUUCAGGCUACAAAAAGGACAUAGCAGCGCUAGAAAAGGUCCAGAGAAGAGCGACUAGGCUGACUCCAGGGCUACAGGAGUUGAAUUAUGAGUGUUCAGAAGCCAUUAAGAAGGUUAACAGAAUGUCAGGUUAUAUAGCGCCUUGAUGUAUGAAGUCACAGGAGGUUCUGCUCAAGCUUUAUAACACACUGGUGAGGCCUCAUCUGGAGUCCUGGGUGCAGUUUUGACAAAAACGACAUAGCAACACUAGAAAGGGUCCAGAGAAGAGCGACUGGGCUGAUUUAGGGCUACAGGGGAUGAGUUGGGAGGAAAGAUUCAAAGAGUUGAAAUUAACACUUGCAUUAAGUUUAGGUCUUAUUAAGUCUGAAUACACAAUGGGAGGUCUGAAAAUCGAAAGUACAUAUUAUGAGAAGGAUUUAGGAGUCAUAGUGGACUCAACACUAUCAUCUACCAGACAGUGUUCAGAAGCCAUUAAGAAGCAUAACAACAUGUCAGGUUAUAUAGCGCCUUGACGUGUGGAGCACAAGUCCCAGAAGGUUCUGCUCAAGCUUUAUAACACACUGGUGAGGCCUCAUCUGGAGUCCUGUGUGCAGUUUUGGUCUCCAGGCUACAAAAAGGACAUAGCAGCACUAGAGAAGGUCCAGAGAAGAGCGACUAGGCUGAUUCCAGGGCUACAGAGGGUGAGUUAUGAGGAAAGAUAAAAAGAGCUGAGCCUUUACAGUUUAAGCAAAAGAAGAUUAAGAGGUGACAUGAUUGAAGUGUUUAAAAUUAUGAAGGGAAUUAGUGCAGUGGAUCGAGACGGUGACUUUAAAAUGAGUUCAUCAAGAACACGGGGACACAGUUGGAAACUUGUGAAGGGGAAAUUUCGCACAAACAUUAGGAAGUUUUUCUUUACACAAAGAAUGACAGACACUUGGAAUAAGCGACCAAGUAGUGUGGUAGACAGUAAGACUUUAAGGACUUUCAAAACUUGACUUGAUGUUUUUUUGGAAGAAAUAAGUGGACAGGACUGGCGAGCUUUGGUGGGCUGAACAGCCUGUUCUCGUCUAGAGUGUUGUAAUGUCACAGGGUGGUCUCUAGAGAGUUACGUCCACUGUGUCUGAAUGUGGACUUGUAUGUGGCCUGUUUGUGUAAUAAGUGAGCCUGUAAAUUGUGUGCCACAGAACUGACAACACGGUUUUGUUUCCACUUAUUAUUAUUCUGACAGUUCCCGCCACUCUUGAGGGACAAUUCAGUCACUGCAUGUGAUCACAGGGAAGAAUAUUGAGAAGGCCUGGUUUAAAGUGACCAGGUCCUCUUUGAUGGUCGUGUUUCCCAUGGUGACCAUAGAGAAAAGCCAAGCAAAAUGACCCCUUUUAUUGGCUAACUAAAAAGAUUACAAUAUGCAAGCUUUCGAGGCAACUCAGACCUCUUCUUCAGGUGAGAUGUAAUCAAUUAUAUCAAUGUACAGUAAUAGAUUAUAUCUCUGCCUGAAGAAGGGGCCUGAGUUGCCUCGAAAGCUUGCAUAUUGUAAUCUUUUUAGUUAGCCAAUAAAAGAGGUCAUUUUGCUUGGCUUUUCUCUACAUUCAUAAUGGCUAACACGGUACAACACCCUAGUACCAUGGUGACCAUUAAAGCUUAAGGGUCUCUCUGUAAUCAGGUGGAAGAUGAAGGCAUCAAAAUCCACAAUUCAUUAGAGGACCCUCUUCGUAAUGUUCAUCCAAGAUGGCACUGCCCACAGCAUUGGCACAGGUUAGGGAGGGAGAAGCCAGGCUGUGGUGUGAUUUACGUCUUAUAGAUAAGACAGGAGGACCACAAGUCCUAACAAAAUGAGAUUAGCUUCAAGAAAUACUCCAUGCAGAAGUAAUCAUUUUAUUAUCUUCUCCUUAACCCUUGUUGUUUGUAGCGAUGGUCAAAGGAAAUUUUUAAUUUCAGGUUUUCAUGGAGAAUAGAAAUGACAAAAUUUCAACGAGCUUCAAUGGAGACCCACCUUGAACACAAGGCCAGAAAUGGGACAAUCUGAAACAACUUGGGUUCACGUAAUCCAAAUGUCUGUUAACAA